GCAACAAAACGCGGUCCACACUCGUCGUUCAGCUUCCAAGGCCGCACUUCUCGUCGCAUUUUCUUCACCCAUAAACAGGCCGUGCUCGGAUAAGCAGACGGAUAAAAUCAGAGCAGCCUGGGGCCGUUUUCUUCUAGUUUCAGGAUAUUCGGAAGCGGCGUGGAUCGCCAUCUUUGAAAAUUCGCCUUCCGCACCGGGUCGCGGGUGCCAACGCGCAUGCGUGGCGGCCCGACACGCAACCUCUCCUCCAUUAUUCUCCUCUCCCCUUGCUUGUCGUCCUCCUCUCGUCUAUCUGCCAUUGGUCAAAAAAGCGCGGGAGGAAUAAGCGUCGCCCGCUCAUUGGUGCGUGCUAUCAACUGGGGGUCCCCGUCGCUGGUUCCGUGGAGGAAAAACACCCCAGCCCGAACUGCUCGAGUUCAGUACCGCUUGGGACACGAAGAACGUAGGCCGCCACUUCGGUGAGCCGCGCAACGCCGGACGAAUGCAAGCUACUAGUCCAAGUCCAGAAUAGCUGACGUCGCGGCGGCACAAGAUCGGGGCUCAAGAUGGGGUCCCAGCAGUUCUGCCUCAAGUGGAACAACCACCAGUCGAACAUGCUGGUUGUGUUCGAGCAGCUCCUAUCCAACGAAGCGCUGGUGGACGUGACGCUAGCCUGCGAAGGUCACUCCCUGAAGGCGCACAAAAUGGUCCUGUCUGCGUGCAGCCCGUUCUUCCAAGCGCUGUUCGUCGAGAACCCCUGCAAACAUCCCAUCGUGAUUCUCAAAGACAUGCGCUACAUGGACCUCAAGGCCAUCGUAGAGUUCAUGUACAAGGGCGAAGUGAAUGUGUCGCAAGACCAGCUGUCGGCGCUGCUCAAGACUGCCGAAACGCUGAAAGUAAAAGGCUUGGCUGAGGUGACGGGCGACAACAGGCACGGCCUGGUGAGUGUGGAUGGUGCAGACGCGAGGACUAUCAGCACUGCGCGGCCCGAGUCGCCGCCCAUGUCGAAGCGGAAAAGAGGCCGGCCGCGGAGACGCUCGCCGAGCGACUCGAACAAGUCCGACUCCGAGGACCAGGGAGCUCCGCCGGCGACGCGCAUCAAGGCGCCCGAGUCUCCGGAGAUCAUCGAGGACGGCAGCAUGUCGAGCGACCGCGUGACUGCGGCAGCGGUGGCCGCGGAGUCUCCGGCGGCGAGGACUUCGUCGGCGGCUGUGUUGACGGCAGUGUCUUCGUCGGCGUCGACGGUGGCGCUCAGUAACAAAGUGGUGGGGGGUCUGCCGGCGUCGGCGUUGACGGCCAACUCGAUGUCGUCGCAGCAUACUCAGGACUCGGUGGGGGACGACACGGGGGUGGACGGGGACGAUGCGGACUUUGAGGUGGAGCCGUCGAACCUCAUGGAACAGUCGAUGACGACCGAAAACGUGCCAGUGUUCGCGGACGUCGCAUCAUCAUCACAAGCGGCGGCGCUAGCGUCGGAGUCGCAACAGUCACAUCACACAGGGUCAACGUCCGACAACUCUGCGCUAGUUCCUGUUCCUGCCUCAUUGCCUUCAGACAUCUCAAUCUCCAGUCAACUCGACAUCAAGCCCUCCCCGUCUAGUUUAAUACCGCCGUUCGACGAGCAAGCCAUCUCCCCCGUGGUUCCCCCGCAGCCGGCGGGCUCCGCGGAUGGUUCGUCGAGCGCCAUGAUGAUGGCGUUCACGGACAUGUCGGGCGUGCCGGCCAUCGCUGGACCUUCCAACUACCACCCGGACAAGCAGCAGUCUACGCCUUCCCACGGGAACCCCUUCGUGCGGGCACUGCUUCGGAGGAAUCCGGCCCGCACCCGCGGCGCUCCUCGCGGCCACUUCCGCUGCAACCAGUGCACGGCUGAGUUCACGGAGAACGCCAACCUGUCGCGCCACCGGCGGACGAUGCACGCCGCUGUGCCGAGCGUCUUCGUGUGCCACAUCUGCACCCGUGCCUUCAACCGCAGCGACAACAUGCACAUGCACGUCAAGAACGUUCACGGCGGCGGCAACAGCGGCAACGGCCUGGCGCUCAAGUGAAGCCUUUUGCACGUGCGCCGCUCUGCGCGCACGCGUCGUCCGACGUGUUGCGAAGGAGACGUCUCACACACUCUAAACUUUGUCUCGCUGUAACUCGGCUGACUGGGAAAGCUAUGGUCCCAGUGAGCCAGUCGGUGCAUCUGAGGGAGACGCGUGACCAUACUCUAUUUCGGUUCUCAGAGGUUUCAAUCUGGGGGAGCCCCUAUCUUACUCAAUUGAAAGCUAAGGACUACGGGCUUUUAAGCAGCAAAGCGGCUUAAAAGCCCGUAGACUUUGUAAACAAUAACGGUCAAAGUAGAAAUCGUUUGGCUCGUAGUUGCGCGCUUAAACUGGGAAAAGACUUUACUCGGGGUCGGCGACAGUCGGGGAAAUGUUGGGGCCUGGGGAGCCCGACAAGGGUACUCUGGGUAUCCCUGAAGAACUCUUGGGUACCUAGGAGCCCAGGAGUUCCCCAGAGUCCCUCACAGAAGUGGGUCCAGGCAAGGGGCAGAGUUCCUCCUUCCCCUCUUCUCCAACUGCUUGGGCUACGCUCUCGACCUUGUACUUCUCGUAAGGGCGGUCGUACGGUUUGCCUCUGUCGCCCUUAUUGGCUCGUAGGGGCCACAGUGUUCGCUCUUCGUCAGGUUAUGGCGAGACAAAGUGUAGGAUUGCCCGCAUCGAAGGAGUACUCCGGCGUUUUCUUGAGCUACCCAAACUAACUACAUCUUAUGAGUUCUCCAGUUUUAAAGAGUGCUCACACAUUUGCGUUUGUUUCACACUUGCUACCUGCGCGUAACUAGACUGAAGGUUUUGCCGUAUUUGUGAUAUCAAAUCUAUUAGAUAUAUGAGAAAUGAUCGCUCGCUACAAUGUCGGAAUUAUUUUGAGCCUACAGAGCAAACUCUGAACAAAAACGAUGCCAAAAACAGUGUUUCGAUUUCUCCGAGGUUUACAGCGGCGCGACGUUGUCACUGGCAGGCGCAAGCGCGCGGUUUAAAAAUGGAAUAUAGACCAUUCCACUAAGUGCUUUCAGGGCGAUGCCAUUUUAUUACAUCCGAGCAUUACAAAGAAUUCGGCUGGGUAAAAAAGGGAGUCCUAAUCCCCAUAGUGGAGGACAAAUCGGCUGUUCUCGGAAGUAUGGGCGGUAUCUGUGGGCUGCACGUUGGCUGUACCGAACAACUAACCCUCGCUCGUUGCUGCUGCUAUGGAGUGGUUCACAUUUCUAGAACUUUUAUGGAUACUCCAAAAUUAGUAUAUUGUGAUCUUUUAGUUUAUUUCGGUAAAUAAUCAGCUAGCAGAUCUUCGUUCAGUUCCUUCAAUAGCAAUGGCAUCCACAGGUGGUGCUGGUCUCAACCGUUACCGUCUAUUGCACCAAAAAACACAGAACCCUGAUUGUACUGUACCAGAGUUGUACACCAUCUGUUACAAGUAACAAAAUUAGUUGUAAUCCUUUACAUCUAUCAGUAGUUUUGUAAGGAUAUUUACAUAUUUUACAACGUAAUUGUAAGGCAAUUUUCUUGCUUAUUUGUGUGAGGGAAUGAUCGUGAUUCAUCACAUUUUCGUUUUCAUUCACGAAAAAAGUCAGAAAUUAAAAAAAAAAAAAAUGAACAAAAAUCGUAAAAGAACAAUUUUUUUGUGCGAGUUUUUUUUUAAAAUCAUAUUGUCACCUGAACUUAAAACAUUAAGGGCCUGGCAGUCUUCAGACGCUCAAAGCCUUUCUUCACAUCACUAAAUGCCUCAAUUUCAUUUUUUUAAUUUUUUGCGGUGUGGUGGUUUGCAAACUCCAGCUUGUUCACCCACAACGAGGGAGAGGCACACUGAAAUAAAGACCCGGACUCACGGUGCAAACAAUAUUAGGCCAUCUUCUAAGAUCAAAAUGUUUGCAUGUAAAAAAAACCCAAAAAACUGUUGAAGUGCUUGCGAGUUGGUGUAGCAGAUCUGUGCGUGCCUGUUCUUUUUGUCCCUUCACUCUUCUUUUGCUUUCGAAGAUGCAGAGAGGAGGACAUUAAACGAUUGCACGCCUUCCUAAAGCUUGAGACAAUUAACGAUGCUCUCUUCGGUUAUAGUGACAUAGUGACUAUGACAGUUAGUAUAAUGUGACAAUGUCACAACAGGAUCGGACGCUCAAUCUUCGGCUGGAAUAAAGUUCAACACGGAAAUCUACUGAAAAGGAUGUGACAGCAACUGGCACGCUGCUCAAACGAUAUUAGAACACCUUUGAUCUUUUGGAGACAUGAAUGUUUAUUUGAUUUUGUCCUUUUUUUCACUAUUCUUUUGAAAGAUUCGGGUUGCCCACAUCCCUGUCACCCGUUUCGUGUGUCAGCUUUUUGUGACCAAGAUAAAAAUGAUAAUGUUUUUUGUUUUUCUACAAUAUAAGGACACAUCUUAUGUAGAACGCAUAUUUUGACAAGGAACCUAUUGCACUGUUUUUUAGUCUUCCUAAUUAAGCCAACUGCCGUAACAUCCUGAGAGGUAGCCCACCUAGAAUCGAAAGGGAAUCGGGUGAAGAAAAGGAGUAAGCUAACUUUCAAUGUGCAAUAAAAAAAAAAAAAAAAAAAAAAGGUUGAAAAAUGCUAAUUUUAAAUUUUGUAACCUGCAAAAUUUGUGAUUGCAGGGAAGGGCGAUGAACCAAAGAUCAGCAAUGUUCUUUUGUUUUUUUUGUCUCUGCUUCGGCCAAGUAACACCAUUUAUGCGGAGGUCAGGGCCUAGCAAUUACUAUAAGUGAGCUAUCUUUCGGUGUUUAUAAAAAAAACAACAAAUCGUGCCAAUAAAACAAAAAACAGAGACACUUGAGACUGCUUACGUGUAGGAAUGCAAAAGCAUUCCUACAAGCAGCACGCCAUGUCUUCCCUUUUCACACGGUGCCCCACUGGUGACACCACGCUGUCCCACAGUGCAGGCGUGGUGAACCCCGCCGGCUUCACAACGGCAUCCGUGGCGUAACAUCUGCGUUGCUACGCUUUUCUUUGUGUUUUAUUUCUGAGGCUCGUCCGCUUUGACCUUGAGCACCCCCGCAGGCUUUCGUGACAAAGCAUCUGCGUUGCUGGACUUUCCUUUGCGUUUUAUUGCUGAGGCUCGUGCUUGAUGACGUAUCGGUGUGACCAUCUUUCGGGCAUAACGCCGCCGAUUUUUCGCGUAACGAGACAAGUAAGGCUUUCGCCUUAAUAAUUUUUUGAGAUAUUACGGUAUUAAGAAAAAAAAUAAUAGCUGACGUUUGCUGUCGUUGCCUCACCCGACAUGUAGCUAAAGAACACUGAGCUGUGGCACAGCCGACCCGUGCUACGUGCAUUUUGGACUGCAUAUUCACAUUCUAUUUCUUGUUUUACCCUAGUAUGAAAAGUUAGUGACACCGGAAAAGUAACGGAUUACUUUUUGAUGUAAUGGUCGCUUACUUUAAUGGAUGAGUAAUUGCAACAGUAAUUAGUUACAAUUCAGCCUCAUAUAAUUGUAAAUGUAUUUCCUUACUUCUUUUUAGUAGCAUGUACAAGUCUGUACAGUACUGAGUUUGAAAAAUUCUCGCUCGAUUUUUUAGACGUGACACGCAAACAUAAAAAUUUUCUUACUCCAGGGUUAUAAACAUUAAAACGCAGGGCGGUUUUCCUUAUGUGUUCCCAGUCAAGUGGGAUAUUCUGUUCGCCUAGGAACCACCGUCAAGUCGAAGUAAGUCGCUUUGCUUUUAUUUCUUACGAACAACAAUGCACCGAGAAACUGAGGGAGGGGACGGGACGAAAGUGUGCGGGGACGUCAGAACACCGAGCUCUGAUUGGAAGUAUUUGUCUCCACUGCACUCGUCGAACGCAUUCAAAUGCGAGAGCCAGACACCGGCGUUCCACGUUCUGCCGCGUUAUGCACAGUUGCUAGAAGCCUAAAUCAGUGCAAACUCUAUCUUGCAAAGAGCUGCUGCAACAGCAUUCACUUUUCGCCUCAAACGACAGACCGACCUCACAGUUUACAAGAUCGUAUUCACUUUUUUUUUUAGUUGCAUGGCAAGUGAUUGCAGGAUUGUGCCCGGUUAGUCUCUUUGUCGGGUUUACCAUCAUACGAUAACUUGCACGUCUAAAUCCGCACUUUUGCGGCUGAUAUUGCUGAAAUGACGCAAUUUCGAACAGUGUUUCCACGCCAGCCGGGUGUUGGGUACUGCCCAGUCUACGGAACAGAUGACGUGACAGGCUGGAGAGGGGGAAUUUCCCUCGGCCCUUUCUAGUGGAAUGGUCUAUAUCGAGCAUUUUUUUCACGGUGCCGAGGGAGCACUGGACUGCACUUCUGCUGCAUUCAUUUUGCACCAUAAAGCUUCCGGUAACCUGUGCCUGCUAGUGGCAUACGUUUUUCACCGUUGACCGUUAAAACUUUCAGUUCGAAAAAAAUGAAGGGAGGACCAGAAUUAAUAAUUCGAUAAAUUCAAAAUUUAAAUAGAAAGAAAAAAUGGAUUUUGACACAAUAUUUGGGUUCCAAGUGUGGUGUGUUGGUGUGUUGAGCCAAGUUUUGAUGUAAAUCAGAGAUAGUCAAAGAAAACGGCGGUGUACCCCUUUAAAGGAUAAGGACGAGACGUAGCAGUGCGGCGAAGUUUCUCGAUGAUACUUAAUAAGUUAGUCAUGCUAAAAUAUCAAUUUCAUCUAAAUAAAAGGAAUUUUUUAUACCUUAACAUUUUACUAAAAUAAAGUGAAUUUAUGAAAUAAAAAAAAUGUCUUGACAAUAAUGUGAUUGCUGCACUAAACUGCGCCACAGUACUUGCCCUGCGGGGUUUUGCUACAUUUCACCAAAAUGCCAGGAAUUUGUGCCAACCUGGAGGCAGAGGUUGAUUUUUUCCUCUCAAUUCCUAAUUUAACAAUUGGACCCUUGCUACAUCCCCGGGUUGUAAUAGUAGGCUCGUGAGGUUUCUAAACUUCCCACGAUCGAUUCAUGUAACGUAAGCUAUAAUUUUGUUUUUAUCAAAGAGCACACAUAUUGUGCAGAAGUUUCAAAUAUUUCUUAUUGUUGGCAGUCUUGUCCAAGUGAGUAAGCCAUUUCGGUAGAAGGUGUUUUUUGAGAAAAAGCUAACGCAUCUUAAUCCUUUGGGUUAAGUCGGCAGAAAGGAUGUGCAACGUUUUUAUCUAUGAGGUUUUCUGCUCAUCCUACAUACAAUGGAUGGAUAGAUGGGUGGAUGCAUGCUAAUGACUGUACCCUUUACAACGGGCAGUUGCUUGCUCCACCUAGCCUAGAGACCAGAAGUAUGAUUCGUCCCCUCGCCCUUCGAAGCCAUAUGUACAAAUGACACAUGGUUGGUACCACCCUAGCUCAACUGGUCACGUGACUGACGUCGGUGUCACGUGGCAUUGGAGGCGUUAUUACACGUGACAUGACCACUGUCUGCUAAAUUUGGUGGGGGUGCGUUCUUUUUUAAAUUUGGCAGAAAAAUUGUGAAUUGGUGUAGAACUAUACACCAAUUCAAUUUCCCCACUAAAUCCAACAGGGAAAUUGCAUGCUGCCUGCACUUCAGUUUUGCUUUUUUUCGGAGCUUUUCUUUUUUAUUUUAUGAAACACUAGUUUUAUACACUUUACACUUUCUGUGCGAAAGAUUGGAACUAUGCGAUUCUUGAUUUGGCGACUCCAGCUUGCCGUUAAAGCUUCAAAGAAAGUAGCUAUUAUGCCAGUAUUGUUUAUUAGGCUGCGAUCUCCUGACAGCCUGCCUGAUUUCUUUUCCAAAUUCUAGCUUUAAGGAAAGGUAUUUGGGCACAGGGCAGGAGGAUUUGUAAAUUCCUUCAACUAUACUAGUAUGUAUAAUCUAGACAUCAGUCCAGGCCUACUUUGUAUGUCAUCAAGCCCCUUAUUUACUUACUGCCUCUAUGUAGUUUGACUUUUCAACAGCACUGUCAUUAGAUAAGUAGAGAAAAUAAAAUUAUAUAGGCUUUAGUAGUCAAUGAAUGUGCACUUGGGCAUAACUUAAUGAGUUGCAGCCUUAGAUUUCUUUAAGGCAGUAUUUAUCACCCACAAGCUGAUUUUGUAUGGUUUUAAAUUGCUGCUCACAUAACGCCUUUGUGUAUCUAUAUAGCUGAGACGGGCAGCGGUUCUCUUCACGAGGACUCUUCUGAACGAUGUUUUACUGUAGUAAAAAUACUGAUGGAGUACAGUAUCCAAGGUGGCGUGCGAGACUAUACUUCGUUUCACCCUAGGUCCGAGCGCGGCCAAUGUUAUGAGCCGAAGGGCCAAUCAAACAGCGUGAAAAGUGCAACGUCAUGGCAUUGCAUUUUGCUGUAUGUUCGCACCUGCAAAGAAGGAUGGCACCUCUUCCAAUUAGUUUCUUAAUGUUCUUAGCUGUAAGCCGAGCACUAAAGUGAACAGUCAAAGGUGUUCAAGUUCUCAUAUUAAAAAAGAAAUGUUAAUAAUCGUUGCUCUAACCUAGUUAGAUUUUUUAGCGACUAGUAACCUGGUCCAGUUACCUCUGAAGGCAGUGUUUACAAGGUUGCACGUUUCUCUUUUUUUUUUUUUGUAACCAACUGCCGCUCGAUUAACUUAUAAGGGUAACUGUUAGAGCUCCAGUUGUAGGCAGCAUCAUCUUUCGACGCAAUUGGCACUUUGUUUCUUAAACCAUUUACGAGUAAAAAUUGACUCUAGGUUUCACAAAUGUUGGGCAAUGAGGCGUCUGCUAAUAGGUGCUUUGGAGAAUAAUCGCAGCUUGUUACGUCUCGUCCUUUCCUACCACGGGCAGUUUCUCAGUUGUGGACCGUUUCGUAUAUGCUACCUGUUUUCUCACGUAUCUUUGUUUUGCGGCCUUUGACCGAUUUGUGACGCGACGGUAUUGCCCGGCAUGUUUCGUGGCACCCGAGUUUCGAGGUGAUGUUCGGCGGGGACUUAUUUGCCAUUGCGUUGGACUGUGCCUUGGGCUUGGUAGAAGGCAGGGCGUGGCUUUGGCGCAGCUCCAUAGAAGUCACUAACAGUCUAAGAAACACAAGGCUUUCUAGUUUCCCACUCUGUGAUUGGUUCUUUGGUGUCCUUAUCGGCCGACGCUUCAAUCUCAUUGGCUGUAGGGGAAUAAUGAGAUGCUCUCGGUACUUGCCAUGCCCUACGUUUCUUCAGCUGCCAGUAAUUGAAACGGAAAAAAUGAAUUGCGGGAGCAGUACAUCUUUUUGCUAUAAUAUGUAGAUACAAACAACAUAAUGCUUUGCCUCUAUAUUUUUUUCUUUGAAUUGUUUUAGUUUUGUUUGCUUCUAAUUGUUUUGGUCCCUUGACUGUUUCAAAUUUUAAAGGAGCUGUGCAGCAAUUUCGGUGCUUUGCUUAAAUAAUUUGGGAGGUGGUGCCUCGACCUUUCUGAAGUAAAGAACAAAAACCGCUUUCGUCUGCAUGUCCUAGUUUUUAUUUUAAAAAUGGACAAAUUUUGAGGUUUUUUAGCACCUCUCAACUCUCACCAUCUUCCGAGUCACGUGCGCUGUGACGUGAAUGGGGGACGCGCGGGGUUCCGGUGGAGCUCUCUCUCUAGAGCCAUCAGUGAGCAGCGAGAACUCACCCGCUCGCGACCACGUGACCACGUGCUUGCGCAGCGGGAUCAACAUGGCGAGAGGAGGAAAGUCUCGUGUUCGUGUCCAGCCAUCCCCGUCCUGCUCUGCCCCCUUUCUCCUCCAGCUUCUGGCGACUGUUCGAGGUAGCAGAUAGAGCUGACGGUUUUAUUGACCUCGGAUAGAUGGCGCCACUAAAACUCUGUAUAAUAAAAGUUUUGUCGACGAUACCAGGUUUUUGGCGCAUUUAUAUUUAUGUUAGAACGACAAGAUUUAUAGAAAAAUUACCUUUUAUCGAGCAGGUAUUUGCACAACCUGCUAUCUUUUUACAAGUCCCCCAUUGACGUUAUGCCGCGAAAUUCUCAUGGCCGCCGCUCUUGGCUGCAGGUCGGGAAAUAUUUUAACUUUUGCCUCGUAAUUAUGCGGCGGAAUCGCAACAUUUUGAAGGAAGGAGAUGUAUUUUCUGUCCUUUGUGACAAGAUAAACAAUGUCAAAAGUGUAAGAUGCAAAUUCUUUCAACGUUAAAAAUUGUUGCACAGCUCCUUUAAGAGCGGCAUCCACAAAUUGUGGUCUGGCAGAUACAAGCUGCCCACCGGGACAAGUGGGGACACGCGCACAGUGCACUGGCACAAGGUUGGCAGCAUUCCUUCUUUUAUUUUUUUUCCCCCUUAAAGGGGUUAUGAAAUGAUCUUUCAACUCCUUCCUCCUUGGCUUUCCUCCUCAACUCAAAAGCAGAAUGAGAAGUUGCGUGGUCGUGGCGAAGUAUUUCGCCAGAAUGUGACGAGUCCAAGGUUUCGGCGCGCUUUCUAAGCUCACAGUGGAACUUGUCGUUUGUGAGCAAUGACAAGUGCUGUCAUGGCACUUCCAAAUAUUUUGUCGACAGAUUGAUUGGUGACGGGCGCCUACGUCUGAGCGACGUGGCGCUCGUGUCCAAUACGUGAGCUGGGUUCGGCCGACGUGCUUUGGGUACCACGGAUGUAUCGCAGUUAAAAAGGCACAGAGCUUUUGAAGGAAAAGAGGCCCCAAAUAGUCCACUACUUUUCAAAAUUUUCUCACUGAAAAUCAGGCUGUCGACUUUCUGCCCUCUUUUUUUUUGGACCACUAAACAAUGCGCAGUUAGCAAAAUCCCAAUCGAAAAUCAUUUAUCCCAGCCCAAAAUUUAUUUCAUGGCUCCUUUAAUCAUCUCUAGUCCUUCUAUAAGCUUCUAAAGUUUAAUAAAGAGUGAUGGACAAGAUACAAGUGUUGGAAAGAAGCGAUACACUGAAGGAGUUUCUACUCAAAAACGGAACUGAGCAGUUCUGGAAUUUUCUUUUUUUUUAUUACGUAAAAAUAUACGAGGAUGCUGACACCCCCGUGCGCUGGCUACUCCGCAACUUGUUUGGGCGGUCAUUGUUUUGUUAGCUGGUCAUCAAUAGUGAGUCGAUAAUCGUGGAAGGGCCGAGGAAGUUUUUGCCUGUUUCAAUCUGUAGGGGACCGCCAUCCUACGUGGAACAAAAUUGUAAUUUUUUAUUGCCCAAGAUUUUCUGUUUUUUUUUUUAGUUCUUGGGAUAUUGGUUAGGGAGAGUGUGCGGAUGGCCCGAUCACAGUAGACAUCCCACAUGAUUCCAUAGGAGAUACCGAGAGAUUUGACCUUCUGCAGCUGAUGUCAGGUGGAGGGAGAGAGGAGAGGAGUCGUUAAAGGUGAUGUCAUUAAAAGGGAGUUCGCUAAGUGGAGUUACUAAAAGUGCAUUGAAACCAAGACGGUAAACAAUCCACUUCUUGGGAAUGAUUUCCAGGAGACGAUGGUUCGGUGUCAAUAUGGGCGCGGCGAAUGUUUAAACUUUUCUGGUCUGUCUUCUGCUGAGCGGUUGACUGCAAAGAAAAUCGGCCCAGCGUUGUUGAAGUACAAAAUGUAUUACUUGCGUCCCGCUGAAAGAGUUGCCUUUUUCGUUUUCAUAUUCUGUUUAUCUGCGAGAAAGCUGUUCUGAUGUUCCAAGUUGUUUUACAUGUUUUUACUAUGUUGUGUUUUUACUAUGUUGUUUUACAUGUUUUUGCUGUCAGCCAGACCGGGCUGUGUUAGUGGGAAACGUCCCACUGACCCCUUGAGUGACUCGUUAUACUUGUUAGGAACUUCAUGUAUGUACCUUGUAUAGCAGCCCGUGUUACAAAAGUGCAUUUUAUGCCGAGCCUUUGUGACGGUGACUUUUCCUGCACUGCGGAGCCUCACCCUCGACACGCUGUAAGGGACUUUUCUCUUGCAGGAACCCUUAUUUUGAAUUUUGAAAAGAAAAAUAUAUUUUGAAAAAUUUAAUUGUAUAAAAAUAAUUGCCCUGCAAUCAACACACCUGUUUAUCCUAAAUUUAAAAAAAAAAUUUUAAGUGUUGCAGAGUAUCUUUGCAUCACAAAGAGUAUUGCACCUGCAAAUAUUACGUUGCUUACGGCAGCAUCAGCCUUGCUCGUUGUACGAUCAGGUUCUCAAAAAAGUUGCAUCUACAAAGCUGGGUUGCUUCUACUAUUUUGUGAAGUGCAUGAAGACAAUAGAGAACUACCAUUGAUAAUGAGAUUUUUGUCUCUAAUGGUCUUGGGGACCUUAUGCACUUCACAAUAAUAAUGUAAAACUAAAAAAGGAAAACAAAAGAGAAAUUGUGCCUAGUGGAACCACUCAAACUCUCGAAAUUUACCUGCUAUUUGAUCCUUGUCCGAUGCGAACAGUGUAGACACCUAACAUUUUUGAGUAAAGGUUGUAAAGGAAACUUUACUGGUGAAGCAUGCAGUGUUCUCCUGUAUUCAAAGUGUUUAAAGUGUGCUUCCUUAGAUGUGUUCAUUGCACAUUUCCAGCACUACCUUUGCUGUCAACCUCACUGUCCCCUUGAUUAAAAAGUGCCUCGAUUUUCGGAGACCAUCACCGCUUUUACGUGCCGGUUCUUUUGGCACAGUUGUCAAACGCCACAUUGCACAGCACAAAUGGUGUGCCUAUAGCUCGUGCUUCAGCCAGACCUGUGACUUUAAAAGCGUGAGUUGCAAGGUACGGUCUCCCACAAUGUGAAAGACCCAUUCAUACUAAGCAAACAUUGGUCAGGGGUACUUCAAUUUUCGAAAGAGAAGAUUAUGAAGGUUAAUUUAUUUCCUCACCCCAAGCAAUCUAUGCUUGUCAAAGAGAAUCCUACACAGCCAAAUGAAACUGCCUAGUCUGAUCGUUCUUUCACAUUGUUGGAGUCUGUACCACAGGGGUACCGUGCCUUGGAGUAACCCCAAGAGGGCCUUUUCCAGGGUUGCCUUUCUGUUGUGUAGCGGUAGCAUAUGCAUUUGUCUGCCGUAUAUGGUGGUGCUUACACGGCGGCAUUGGCGCUCGGUAGGUGUACAAUUGUGACGCUUCGUAAUUCUGUUCCGCCUUCGCUUGUAACAACAUUACAGGGUGGGGUAGUAGGGGUUAAAACUUUUUAGUAGACCGUCAAGAAAUGCUUUCCAAUGUUUCCCAUAGACGGCUCCAAACACCCUUGCGGGGUUCAUUACUCUGCAAUGCAGAAUUGCUGACGCGUAGUGUGGGUUUGGCGACUGGCAACGACGGAGGAGUAACACUUGUGAUGUUAGCGUUUUCUACGAGUUUGUGAUUUGUUAGUUUUUGCUACAAAUAAAGAGUUGACUUUUUUU
Molecule: messenger RNA, 13103 nt
Organism: Ixodes scapularis (black-legged tick)
Lineage: Eukaryota; Metazoa; Arthropoda; Arachnida; Ixodida; Ixodidae
Product: protein tramtrack, beta isoform
Exons: 5
Coding region: 546-2027 (493 amino acids)
Biological process (GO): regulation of transcription by RNA polymerase II
Cellular component (GO): nucleus
Molecular function (GO): protein binding
Source: RefSeq, a predicted model, not a curated record